AUGACAUCGAGUUCCAAAGAGAAGAAGAAGACGAAGUCCGGAAGUCCAAAAACACCCUGCUGGCAGUGUGGCGGAAUGCACUAUGUCCGGGACUGCACCUACACGAAGCACGUUUGUCGGGACUGCAAGCAAACCGGCCACAAAGAAGGCCAAACGCACCACUGUGCGGUGGAUAUCAACGGGUUUCAAGUCACUCUGCAGUUGGACACCGCGUCCGACAUCACCAUCGUUUCGAAGAAGCAGUGGAAGAAGAACCUGGGCUCGCCAACGCUGACUCCCACAACACGGACUGCCCGGACUGCGUCGGGUGACGCUUUUCAUCUACUUGGUGAACUCCGAUACCCAAUCAAACUCGGAGGUGUCACCAAAACCGCAACUUUCUACGUGACCAACAACAGCAUCAACCUGAUCGGUCUGGACUGGAUCGAGCUGUUCAAGCUGUGGGACACCCCGCUAUCUGCAAUCUGCAACCAGGUCCACGUUGCCGACGGACAAGACAAUCAAAUCCAAGUGUACAAAGCUGCGUAUCCCGAAGUGUUCAAGAACGGCCUCGGACACUGCAAGAAGAUGAAGGUCCGACUCUAUCUCAAGCCCGAUGCCAAACCCGUUUUCAAACCGAAGCGCCCAGUUCCUUUCACGUCCAUGGAGAAGAUCGAUGCGGAGCUGGACCGACUUCAAUCGCUGGGCAUCAUCACGCCUGUCGAUUUCUCGCAGUGGGCGGCUCCGAUCGUCGUAGUGAAGAAGCCCGGAGGAAAAGUACGAAUCUGUGCCGAUUACUCAACUGGACUGAACGCUGUCCUGGAGCCCAACCAUCACCCGCUACCGGUUCCUUAUGACAUCUUUACCAAGCUAAAUGGGUGCCGGUAUUUCAGCGUCAUCGACCUGAGUGAAGCCUAUCUUCAAGUGGAAGUUGACGACGACUCGAAGCAGCUGCUCACAAUCAUCACGCAUCGAGGUCUCUUCCGCUUCAACCGGCUCGCACCAGGAGUAAAAUCCGUUCCCGGGGCCUUCCAGCAGUUGAUGAACAGCAUGGUUGCUGAUCUCGACGGAGUGGACACGUUUCUGGACGACAUCUUCGUGGCCAGCAAAACCGAAGAGGAGCACCACAAGAUGCUCAACGCCUUCAAGCCUACGGUUUCGUUCUGA
Messenger RNA from Armigeres subalbatus, 1146 nucleotides. RefSeq lists its product as uncharacterized. The record is from RefSeq and is a predicted model, not a curated record. NCBI's taxonomy places the organism in Eukaryota, Metazoa, Arthropoda, Insecta, Diptera, Culicidae. The transcript has 2 exons. The coding region runs from base 1 to 1146 and encodes 381 amino acids.